CAAAUAAAAUGUCACUCAAAUUUAUAAAACAAAAUGGCGAUCGCUACAUCGUGCUUUUGUUUUGAUUUUGUUUGUAUUGAAUAAGCAUGAAUAAGAAUUCAGCCUGUUUCUAAUAUAGAUGUUGUACAUCAGAAAUUGUGAUACAAACUUUGCAAUAAAAAAUAGGGGCCUCAUAGUAAUUUUUUGGUACUAACUCUAAAUAAAUUCGAGUGAGUAUUGUUUGAGAAUUAUGGUGUAACUUUGUGUAGUACAAUAUUGAAUAUUUAUUGAAAAAAAAAACCGCUACCACUACCUAUAUUCAUUGUGAAUAUUCAAAUUAAAUAAAACUGACAAGAUUCCAUACCGUCUAUAUUUCCAUGGGUAACAAUGGAUUCUGACGAAACUAGAGUUGAUUAUAAAGGCACUGGAAGUGAAGUAGAUAUGGCUGAAUGUAAAGAAGGAGUGACUGAAAGUGUAACAGAUAAUGCCAUUAUUGAUCCUGAUGAUGAACAGAAAGAAAUAAAAGCCCUUAACACUAGUAAAGAAUCAGAUGGAGAGAAUUUGGAUGCCAUCAGAAAGUACAUAGAGGAACAAGAGAAAGAAAUACAGGAACUAAGUUCUCAGGGCAAACAAAAAAUUGGACAACAAAAAACUGAUGAUGUCAAGGAAAAUAAGACCAGUACAGAGGAGACAAUGGAUGUAGCAUCAAGUAUGAUGGAUAUGAUAUUGAGUGAGUCGGAAGCGAGAAUAGAAAAGAAGGGUAGUUCAGACCUGAAAGGCUUGUCACCUUCGGAUAAAGGGAGCAUGUCUCUAUCAGUGGGUUCUCAUGUUGAAGCUAAAGAUUUUAGUGAGUACUGGUACCCAGCUGAAAUUGUGGAAGUAGAUUAUGAUGAGAUGGAGGUACUUGUGCGUUAUGACAACCCAACUAAGAGACAUGAUGAAUGGAUAAGCGUUAGCAGCCCUCGUCUAAGACCUCAGGGUUCAGCACCAAAUACCCCAGUAGGUACUCCUCAGACCAGCAAUCCUCUUAAUGAAGCUCCAGGUACCACAACUUCUGAACCUGAUCCGGUUAUAGAAAUCAAGGAGGAGUCUAAAGAGGAUAAAGUAAAAGUCACUUAUGUGGUUGGAGAGAGGUGCCUGGCACGUUGGAGAGACAAUAGGAGAUUUAUCGCGACUAUUACCAAGGACUUAGGAGAUGGUCGUUACGAGAUCGCAUUCGACGACGGUUUUCAAUGGAAAUGCUCUGUAUCGAGAUUAUACAAAUACAAGGACAAUAUAAGUAUAGAUACAGGUUCCGUUACUCCCAGUACAUCAGUUCCAUCUCCGAUCCAACACGGGGCUGGUCCGAGCACCGCAACAUUACCAUACCAUACACAUUUGUUCGACCCUAACCGCGAUUAUUUAGGUUCAAAAAGCGAGAGGCGCGAAAUGAAACGAAAGUUGAAUAUAAAAGAGAUAUUCAAUAUUGGGCAAAAGAAAAGGAAGAAAAUGCCUGAAGAAAAACCACCGAAAGUAACGCCGCCGAAGGUAGCCACGCCCAAGGUGGCGCCGCCGAAGAAACCAAAGACAGAGAAAAGGAAAAUUUCUUCAACACCGGCUGAAACUGUUAAAAAAUCAACAGGUGAUGUUCCAGAGGCUGUAGCUUCAAUAAUCGGAACAGUUAAUCAGGAACAGUCAGUUAAAGUCGAGGAGAAAGAUAACUUAGAUUCCGAUGCUCCUGAAUCUGUGCCUUCUAUUCCGGUUAAAGAAGCUAAUGAUGUUAAAUCUAAAGUUGAGGAUAUUGUUAAUAAUAAAUCAGCAGAAUCUCCCAAUAUUAGUCCUAUACCUGAAAAUGAAGAAGUUGAUGUCGAUAUGAAAUUUGAUAAUGAGACAACAACUGAAAAGAAUGCAUGUGUUGAUAAUGAGUCAUUCACUAGUGAAACUAUCGAUGAUAAAUCACCAUUAGUUAAAAACGAAACAUCAGUUAUUGAAACCAAAACUGAAAAAGAAGCUGAUCAUAAAGAUGUCAAUGAGACAAUAAAAACCGAAAAUUCAAUAAUUGCCAAGACUGAACAAAUUGAAAGUUCACCAAGUAUAAUACCCGAUGGAGAAGUGAUGUUUGAAAAGUUCGAGAAGCAAGACGAAGUGAAACACGAGGAGGUCAUAGACAAAAUUAAAGAGGUCAUUACAAAAAUAGAGGAUGAUUUGAACAAAGUUGAAGUAUGUUCGCCGAAAGUCGAGAUCAAAGAUGAGAUUAAAACGGAGGAUGUAAAAGAGGUAGUGAAAGAGAAAAAUAAGAAGAAGGGUAAAAAAUUGAGGUUGUUGCAGGAGAAGAAAGUGAAGAAGCAAGUGGAGAAGGUGAAGAAUGAGUUGGAGGUGAUGAAGCGGCAGGUGGAAGAGAUGAGGAAGCAGAUGUUGAUGAAGGAGGCAGAUGGGCCGUUGCAGAUGCCGGAAAGUUUCCUUCUGCCGGGUGAGUGGUGCUGCAAAUGGGUGAACGGCCAGCCGGUGGGGAAAGUAUGCGAGCUGGAAACGGAGCCCCGGGAAGGAGCUAAAAUAGGACUGCCGAGAAGAAGUGUGCAGGUUGAGGAUAAACGUUUACCUGAAGGCUGGACUAAGCACAUGGUACGCAGGAGUCUGGGACAUUCAGCAGGGAAAUGGGAUGUCGUUUUAGUUAGUCCCGACAACCGCCGAUUCCAUACGAAGACUGACAUGCGUAACUAUUUGGAGAACAAUCCUAGCGAACAUCUGAAGGAAUAUGAGCAUGCGUUGAUGGACUUCGGGGUUCACCUCAAGCUGUCUCGAAGAAUGGGCUGGUUUACUAACACACCUGGUGGAACUGAUGACAUCCCUGUAGUGACUCUUCCCGCUGGGACGCUAAUCAGCACGUCGCCGUUAGUGAAACGCAGGAAAUUGGGGCUCAAGAGGCCUCAUCCGAUCAAAGGAAAGGAGAAGAAGAAGCUGAAACUAGCGCGAUCCAAGACUUCGGGUCAUCGUCCUGCAGCAGAUAGUCUCGCGGCGACGGGUUCAACUGGUGGCGACUAUAGCGGGGUGGACGCGGCUGAGCUCCUCCCGCCGGACGAUCCGCCUUUAGAAGAUGGCUAUGUAUAUGUCGGCUCACUAAAAGUGCAAAUCAUUGACAACCUCCUCCGCUGCCCGGCAGAGGGUUGCUUCAAAAACUUUCGUAACAAUACUCUCAUAAAAAUGCACAUAAAGCAUUACCACAGGGAACUGCGAAAGAUGUUGGGCAGGACGCCCAAAGUGGCCGAUUUGGCGAGCGCCCGAGCCUUGCCAACUGAUGUACCCACCCCAAGAGGCAGAGAACCAGAAUUGAAAACGAUUAAAGUCAAAAUUUCAAGGCUACCAAAGAAAGAGGAGCCUAAAGUAGAAGUGAAAACGGAAAUAGAAACACCAACAACUCCAGUCAAAGAUUUUGAUAUACCAAAACAGGACUCGCCCAAAUUAAGGCAUGCCUUAAGCAAUAAACCAGUAAGAAGGCCCAAAGUAUUAUUACCGGUUCGAAGAGUUGAACCGGACUACGAGCCGGUUGAAGAAAUGGUGGUAGAUGACUCAAUAUCGGAACCUAUAAAUUUGAUCGAUCCGCAAGAUUUUGAAGCGGCUAUAUCAACACAUACGGUUACCAAGCCAGUUAAUUUUGAAAAGAAAGUUAUAAGUGAUGAUGAUGAAUGGUAUGCUAUGAAUUCAGAUAUGGAGACUCAGUCGAGUUUCCCAAGGUCAGGGAGUCCCGACUCCAAGAGUAUGGAUCAGAAACCAGUAUCGUCAGAGUCUAAUGAGGAACAACAGAAGAUGGAUAUGUACACGUACACCGAAAACGGAGAACGCAUAAAGAUCGUUCAUAUGAAGCGGGAGGAGAUCAUAAACUGCCACUGCGGGUUCCGCGAGGAGGACGGGCUGAUGGUGCAGUGCGAGCUGUGUCUGUGUUGGCAACACGCGCUGUGCCACAACAUUCAGAAGGAGUCUGAGGUACCAGAAAAAUACACGUGCAGCAUAUGCCUUAACCCGCGCCGUGGUCGUCGCUCCAAGCGUUUCCUCCACGACCAGGACCGACUUUACGAAGGUCUCUUGCCAGGGGCCAGACCUUGCGAGAACUUGAGACGGUCUCACGAACUGUCCGGGAACCUGUUGAGAAUCCAGGAUGCUCUCCAUGCGCUACAAGUCAAGUACCACGUCGCCGUGAAGAAAGACCACCCUAAACUCUAUUUAUGGGCCAAGGACUGGGACACGGGCGACAUUAGCCUGACCCAGGAGCGCCUCAACUCCGAGUACUCCGACCUCAACAUCAUGAUCAACACCAUCGGCAAGGAGAACAUGAGGGUCAGUGACCUCAACCACUCGAUGGACAUGGAUCAUGACAGUGUUGUCAGAUCGAGUCAGCCUGUUUUGCUGAGCGGGUUGCUGUCCAGCCCGGGAGACAGGGCUUUGGAGUUACCCAUCUCUACUGCGGAGCUGGAGAAAUUGGCCAAGACCGUACAAGAACAAGAGAUGCCCCGUGGUCCUCAGCCCGAGGCGGCCAUAGAGAAUGGGCCGUGUCGCGAGCGGUUGUUGCGUCACAUACAGCGCUGCCAGGCCAUUAUUGAUGCGAGACUAGACUCCAUUGAAGCUCAAGUCGCAGAGCUCGAAUCUCAAGAUCCAUCAUUCGAAGACGACGAGACAGCGGAUUAUUUCCCGCGCACAAAGCAGACCAUUCAGAUGCUCAUGAGAGAUCUGGACACCAUGGAGGAACUUGGUGCCACUUGAAAUGACAAUCAAUGAUGAUACCAUAGACAAAGAUUUUAAUGAAAUAAGUUAAUAAUUUGGCAAAGUAAUAACAAUAUUCCAUUUUUUAUGAAUUACUUAAAACAUGAAGAACCAAUCAGACAUUUCAAGAUUAGUUGAUUUCUGUGAUGUUCUUAGUUUUGUAAUGUGCUAAUAUUAAUUUAAAUUACAUUCAAAAUAUUAAUUUAUCUUCACUUUUUGGAGUAAAUGGCAAAGUUUUUGUCUAUUGGUCUGUUAGUAUAUAAGUUUACAAAUAAGAGUAAAAAAUAUAAUUUAUUUACCUGUGUGUAUGGUAAAACCAAAAUGAAACUUUAUGGCUUUAAAAUAACAGUUAUUAAAUGUAAUAAAUUAGACAAAGCAGCAUU
This is a messenger RNA of Amyelois transitella, 5096 nucleotides long. RefSeq names its product PHD finger protein 20 (gene MBD-R2). The record is from RefSeq and is a predicted model, not a curated record. Lineage: Eukaryota; Metazoa; Arthropoda; Insecta; Lepidoptera; Pyralidae. Bases 367 to 4713 code for a protein of 1448 amino acids. Gene Ontology annotation, molecular function: DNA binding. The transcript is spliced from 18 exons. Gene Ontology annotation, cellular component: nucleus; NSL complex. Gene Ontology annotation, biological process: regulation of transcription by RNA polymerase II.